AUGUUGUCCCCAUCGCUUCGUGUCCUCUGCCGCGGAGGCGCUUCGAUGCGCUCUCGGGCGUUCAGCACAUCUCCUGCCGUGCAUGCUGCCGAGGUCAAAUCCCUAGGAGUGAUUGGAGCUGGACAGAUGGGACUCGGAAUUGCUCUCGUCGCUGCUCAGAAAGCUCAAGUCCCCGUAAAGCUAGUUGAUAACUCUCAGGCAUCUCUAGAUAAGGGCCUGAAGUUCGCGGACAAGUUGCUUGAUAAGGAUGUUUUUAAAGAGCGCAUCACAAGGGAGGCGGCAGACGCCGCACGGGGUCGCAUCACAUCCAGCCUGAACCUGGACGACCUCUGCUCCGUGGACUUUGUCAUUGAAGCUGUCCCCGAGAUCCCUGAUCUUAAAACAUCCAUAUUCUCAAAGCUCGCGCAUAUUGCUCCUAAGCAUGCCAUCCUUGCUACGAACACCUCGUCCAUUUCGAUUACCAAGAUCGCAGCUGCUACAACGACAGAUCCUACGGACCUCCAGGCCCCGUCGCGAGUCAUCUCGACCCAUUUUAUGAACCCCGUCCCUAUCCAGAAGGGUGUGGAGAUUAUUGCUGGCUUGCAGACGUCUAAGGAGACAAUUGACGCCGCUAUUGCCUUUGUCCAGCGCAUGGGUAAGGUCGCAGCCGUGUCCGCGGACUCGCCUGGCUUCCUUGCGAACCGCAUCCUCAUGCCUUACAUCAACGAGGCAAUCAUCUGCCUUGAGACUGGCGUUGGUAAUCGCGAGGAUAUUGAUAGCAUCAUGAAGAAUGGAACCAAUGUGCCCAUGGGACCCUUGACGCUAGCCGACUUUAUUGGAUUGGACACUUGCUUGGCCAUCAUGAAUGUUCUGCAUCAAGAAACUGGAGAUAGCAAGUACAGGCCGUCUGGUUUAUUGAAGAACAUGGUCAAUGCUGGCUGGCUGGGCAAAAAGUCCGGGAAGGGAUUCUACGACUACUAA
Molecule: messenger RNA, 960 nt
Organism: Aspergillus mulundensis
Lineage: Eukaryota; Fungi; Ascomycota; Eurotiomycetes; Eurotiales; Aspergillaceae
Product: 3-hydroxyacyl-CoA dehydrogenase family protein
Exons: 3
Coding region: 1-960 (319 amino acids)
Biological process (GO): fatty acid metabolic process
Molecular function (GO): NAD+ binding; oxidoreductase activity, acting on the CH-OH group of donors, NAD or NADP as acceptor
Source: RefSeq, a predicted model, not a curated record